Molecule: messenger RNA, 2044 nt
Organism: Oncorhynchus masou masou (cherry salmon)
Lineage: Eukaryota; Metazoa; Chordata; Actinopteri; Salmoniformes; Salmonidae
Product: glutamate receptor-interacting protein 1-like
Exons: 15
Coding region: 1-2028 (675 amino acids)
Biological process (GO): neurotransmitter receptor transport, endosome to postsynaptic membrane
Molecular function (GO): protein binding
Source: RefSeq, a predicted model, not a curated record
AUGGAUUUAUUGCAGCUGAAUGAUAAAGAGGCUUUACCAUGGUGUGGGAUUGUGCAGAUAGGUGACCGUAUCCUGUCUAUAAACGGGAUCCCUACAGAGGACAGCACCUUGGAAGAGACCAAUCAGCUACUGAGAGACUCCAGCAUCACCAGCAAGGUCUCGCUGGAGAUAGAGUUUGAUGUGGCAGAGUCAGUCAUCCCUAGCAGUGGCACCUUCCAUGUGAAGCUACCAAAGAAGCCUGGGGUGGAGCUGGGGAUCACUAUCAGCUCUCCAUCCAGUAGGAAACCUGGGGACGCACUCAUCAUCUCCGACAUCAAGAAGGGCAGCGUGGCUCACAGGACUGGGACUCUGGAGCUGGGGGACAAGCUGCUGGCCAUCGAUAACAUCCGUCUGGACAACUGCUCCAUGGAAGACGCUGUUCAGAUUCUCCAGCAGUGUGAAGAACUGGUCAAGCUCAAGAUCCGCAAGGACGAGGACAACUCAGACGAACAGGAGCUGUCUGGAUCCAUCAUCUACACGGUGGAGCUGAAGAGAUAUGGAGGCCCGCUGGGGAUCACCAUCUCAGGCACAGAGGAGCCCUUUGACCCCAUCGUCAUCUCCAGCCUCACCAAGGGAGGACUGGCCGAGAGGACGGGAGCGAUCCACAUCGGGGACAGGAUCCUAGCCAUCAACUGUAACAGUCUGAAGGGUAAACCACUGAGUGAAGCCAUUCACCUGUUGCAGAUGGCUGGAGAGUCUGUCACACUGAAGAUCAAGAAACAGGGAGACUUGGCCAGUCCCAAGCAGCCGUCGGUGUCUGGUCAUCUCAGUGAUGUGAUGCUGAGUGAUGUGGAGGACGAGGCAGGGUUAGGCGGGCUGGGAAACCAGGCAGAGAGCCAGAAACUUGGGAAGCUCUCUGACCUCUACUCCACCACCAUCCCCUCUGUGGACUCAGCCGUGGAGUCCUGGGACGGCUCAGCCAUACACACCACCGUCAACACACAGGCCCCAGGUUUCCAGGCUUCUGGCUACAGCUUCCACAGCCAUGAGUGGAGGAACGCCAAGCCCAGCCAAGGCAGCCUGUCCCCCGUCAGCACCCGCCAGAGACACAACAUCCUGGCAGGCCUCAGCGACGACGAAUGGGACACACCCACCACCGGAGGAGCUUCUACACUGCCCACUGGUCUAAUCACUGACAGCAGGUUCACUGUGGGUCAUGACGGGACCGAGCCGGACCAGGAAGAGAACUUCUGGUCUCAGGCCCUGGAAGAUCUGGAGACCUGUGGCCAGUCUGGCAUCCUGAGGGAACUGGAGGACGAGCCAGACAGGCUUCUGAAUAAGAGAAACUUGGCCACCAUUAUGUCAGGCAGUAGUCUGAGUCUGAACCAUGACCCUGCUCCUCUGAGGAGCCACCUGGGUCGGCAGGCCAGCUUCCAGGAGCGCAGCGCAGCCCGGCCGCAGUGCAACCAGUCCUCGCGCUCCAACACCCUGCCCAGCGACGGGGGGCGCAAGGCCUUCGCCAUGAGGAAGAUGAAGCAGGAGAUGAAUGACGUCAUGUCGCCCACCCCCGUGGAGCUGCACAAGGUGAGUCUGUUGAAGGAGUCGGACCUUGAAGACUUUGGCUUCAGUGUGUCGGAUGGCCUCCUGGAGAAAGGUGUCUAUGUCAACAACAUCCGCCCAGGUGGACCUGCAGAGGUCGGGGGGCUGAAGUCCUACGACAGGCUGCUACAGAUCAACCACGUGAGGACCAGAGACUUCGACUGCUGUCUGGUGGUCCCUCUGAUCGCCGAGUCAGGAAACAAACUGGACCUGGUGAUCAGCAGGAACCCUGCUUCCUCCAGAACCGGGUCCCAGUCAGAACUGAACCAGCUACCCGCCGAGGAGCCCGUUAUCAACUGGACCGAGCCGGGGGACAGCCUCUCUGGCCCUCCACCCAACCAGAACCACCAUUCCUUGUCCAGGAUGGCUGCUGGAAUCGGGGUGACUGGGAUCGGGGCGGCGCUGGCCGGGGCUGGGCUAGAUGAGAGAGACCCCACUAAGACCUUAUAGCAGACUGGAGGUCUGA